This is a messenger RNA of Linnemannia hyalina, 2442 nucleotides long. Lineage: Eukaryota; Fungi; Mortierellomycota; Mortierellomycetes; Mortierellales; Mortierellaceae. The record is from the annotation of a GenBank genome assembly.
AUGGUCAUCAACCCCUCGCGUCGCACCACCACCUCACCACCACGCGUCAAGAAACCAGUCCCCAAUUGGCACCUUCUCGUCCGCCCCGCAAUGUUCGACUCCAAUCCUCGGAAAUCCAAUCUCGAAAAGGCCAUGGACGAAGAACUCGCAGAACUCCGGAUCGUCAUGGACCAUGCGCUAAACAAUCGCAUGACAGAAGCCGAGGCCCUUCUCAGAGGACGCCAUAAACCGGAAUCGAUGUAUUAUCAGUUUGGAAAGGCGCUUGUGGAUGCGUUGAGAGCGAUUCUGACGUUCCAUCCGGAUGAGAUUGAGAAGGCGAUGAAGAGUUUUGAUUUGACGUUGAAGGUUGCGGAUAAGCAGCGGAAGGCGGCGAGUUCGAUUGUGGGACUUGGGACGGUCAAGGCUUUGGGGUCUUGGGUUAUUGGGUCGAUUGGCGCUGGAAGCUUUCGGGGCAUGACCAGGAUCGAGAAGCAUGCCGAACUGAUAUACGCCGAGGCGACGGUUCUGCGCGCAGGAUUCAGUGUGCUCUACCACCAGGACUUCUUCUCACUCCUCGAAGAAACCGUUUCCCUCCGUUCAGCAUUCGCAAUCUUCAACGGCCUCAAAUCCUACAUCGACGCGACCGAGGCCGAACUCAAGGCUGGUGGCGAUAUCUCGGAACACCAUAUCGACGAACAUCUGGUCACGGGGCUUAUCUUUGCAUCCUCGCUGUUCAACAUUGCCAUCUCUUUCCUGCCCGACGCUAUCAUCUCCCUUCUGCAGUUUGUGGGGUUCCCUUCGGAUAGGGAUUGGGGGCUGGAGUUGUUAAACACUGCAGGGAUGUGGGACCCCCGAGCUGGGGACGAUUCACCGUUCGAGUUUCAGGAAAGACUGGAGUCUGAUAACAACGAGGGGAUGCGUCGUCAGAUCUGUGAUAUCACACCCAUCGCGAUUCACCUCAUCGCGGCGUCGUUCUUGCCCUUUCGACAUGUGGACUAUUCCUUCGCCGAGCGGAUCAACAACUACAACCUACACAAGUACCCGGACUCGAUGGUGUUCAACUUCCUAAGGGCGCGACAUGCCCAGGUGAACACGAGGUUGGAGGAGGCGAUUGCGAUUUAUGAGUCGAUUGAAGCCCAGCCCGAGUGGAGGAACUUGAAGCAUGCUUGUGUAUUCGAGCAGCUCAUGUGUGCCAUGAUGGAGAGCGAUUAUGAUCUGGCGUGUACAAAGUCAAGGGUCUUGUUGAGGGAGAGUAAUUGGACAAAGACGAUUUUUCGGUACCUGGCUGCUAUCACGACGUUGAGGCGUGGGCUACCAAAGGAGGCGAAGCGAGUUGAGGAGUUGAUGCGCAAGGUUGAACCAGGCAAGCAAAAGUUCUGUGGUGUCGAGGUCUUCCCCGAGACAUUCUGCGCAAGGAAGGCAAACAGAUACCUCAACGAAAACAACCGCCUCCUUCUCCCCGACUACGACUUCCUCGUCCUCUGGAACGGCUUUGACAUGAUGCCCUUAAAAUCCCUCCGCGUGGCACUCUCCAACAUCAUGCUCGAAGUCCAACGUCUCGACGACCUCCUCCCCGCAUCGAUGCUCGCAAUCUCAGAAUCCCCCCUCCCCAAGGGCGACUAUACCAUCGAAGCCACCAAAGGCCUCUUCUCUACCUUCCGCUCCGGAAUCCAUACCCUCACCCGGGCGGAUAGGGUACGGGGGUAUGAGCACUUUUAUGACGACUAUUGUAUUGCCAACUACUUGUUGGGACUUGUUGCGAAACAGAUUGCGUUCUUUCCAGAGGAAGUGUUUGACCAAGACAUGUGCUCUCUCUCCGUAAGGUCGUUCAAGACCGUCUUUCGCUACUCGCCCUAUAUCCUGGACGACACCUACGCAUACUACUUUGCACACUACAACUUGGGAUUAAUCAUGAUGCAACUCGGACAGUUGGACGACGCAGAGUCGAAAUUCAAGUACCUCCUUUCGACCAUCAACCCGACGCUCCUGGGACUCCCUGCGCUUGCAGCCGGGAAGGACAGGAACUCAUUACAGGUCUUGGUCUUUGCCAAGGCCCACGCCGCAUUGUUCUUGCUCAACGAAGACCGCGCCAUCGCCGCCGCAAAGUCGGAGGCCGGAUCCCAAAAGGCCAGAUCAGGACGGUCAACGUCCUCCAUUGACUCGUCGGUCGUGAACUUGGACGCCGCCGUGACCAACCUCUCCGUCAUCUACAAACAGCAGCAACAACAACAACAACAACAACAACAACAACAACAACAACAACAACAACAACAACAUCAGCAACAUCAGCAACAGCAGCAACAACAGCAGAGGAAAAGGAGCCUAGGAUCUGGGUCGGUGAGCAGGACGGUGUCUGGGGGUUCAGGAGAGUAUGGGCCACCGACAAGGAGCACGGCCAAGUUGACAAGGGACUUCAAGGACUUUCCUACGAUCGAGGUCUACCACGAAGGGGAAUAUGUUUGA